AUGGGCAACUGCCUCAACGCGGCCUCCAAGCAGCAGGACCCGCGGCGGCGGCGCGGCGAGAGGGUCGUGCCGGAGGAGAGGGAUCAGGAAAGCAUAGCCGACGUCCUGCUGCAGGAGCAGGAAGAAGACGAGCAAGUGCCGGCGACGCAGUCGGCGGCGGGGAUGAAGGUGAAGGUGGUGCUCACGCGGGCGGAGCUGGAGUGGCUCAUGGCGCAGCUCAAGAGCGGCGACCAGCGCCUCGAGGACGUGCUGCGCCAGGUCAGCACCGCCCGCACAGGCGCCACCGCCGACAGCAAGCCGACGCCGCGCGCCGACGGGUGGCGCCCGAGGCUCGAGCGCAUCCUCGAGUGCCCCGAGCCCGCCGUCGACGCCACCUAG
Lolium rigidum is the source of this 378-nucleotide messenger RNA. RefSeq lists its product as uncharacterized. The record is from RefSeq and is a predicted model, not a curated record. The transcript has a single exon. NCBI's taxonomy places the organism in Eukaryota, Viridiplantae, Streptophyta, Magnoliopsida, Poales, Poaceae. The coding region runs from base 1 to 378 and encodes 125 amino acids.